Messenger RNA from Trichomycterus rosablanca, 930 nucleotides. RefSeq names its product 2-oxoglutarate receptor 1-like. Gene Ontology annotation, molecular function: G protein-coupled receptor activity. Lineage: Eukaryota; Metazoa; Chordata; Actinopteri; Siluriformes; Trichomycteridae. Bases 1 to 930 code for a protein of 309 amino acids. The record is from RefSeq and is a predicted model, not a curated record. The transcript has a single exon. Gene Ontology annotation, cellular component: plasma membrane. Gene Ontology annotation, biological process: G protein-coupled receptor signaling pathway.
AUGGCUACCUGCAAUGACUCGAACGGCAGCAACUUUGAAUACGCUGUGAAGCACUACUACCUACCAGUCAUGUAUAGUAUCAUUUUUACAGUAGGCGUACUGGGUAACCUGAUUUCACUAAUAGUCUACUUGGCUAAGGUCCGACCCUGGAGAACCAGCAGCAUCAUUAUGGUGAACCUCGCCUCCACUGACCUCCUGUACAUGUUGACCAUGCCAUUUCUGGUCUACUAUUAUUCCCUCAAGGCUUGGACGCUGGGCGAAUUCAUGUGUCAGCUCGUACGCUUGGGGUUCCACUUCAACCUCUACGCCAGCGUCUUCUUCCUCACUUGCCUGGCUGUGUUCCGUUACGUGGCUAUCGUGCACCCGACGCAGGCGGCCAGGGUCCAGAAAAGACGAUGGGGUAUACUCGCGUGCGUUUUAACCUGGUCCGUGGCCGUUUCACUGAUGGUGCCCAUUUUCAUCAUGGAUUUUACAGUCCAGGUGGACAACGUCACCCACUGCCUCGAUCUGGCCAGCAACGACUUCCAAAAAGUGUGGUGGUAUAGCUGGAUGUUGACGGCGAUAGGCUUCCUGCUACCCUUGGUAAUCGUGUGCGUCUGUUACGCGCGCAUAGCGACGGUCUUGGCUCAAGGCCCUCACAUUCAGAGAAGCCACCGCGUAAGGGCGAGGAAGCUCAUUGCGUUUAUUAUAAUCUGCUUUGUGGUCUGCUUUCUUCCGUUCCAUGUAUUGAGAGCACUGAGAAUAUACACAAACAAUGAUGACUUCUGCACGAUAAAGCAAUGGGUACAUGCGGCCUAUAUAAUGUCAAGGCCAGUGGCAGUGCUCAACAUUGUGUUCAACUUGGGUCUGUACACACUGGCAGGCGAUCGCUUCAAGCAGAGAUUUAGAAGUCUCUUUUUGCCAAGAAAAGGUGACCAGAGGAAUCAAUGA